Messenger RNA from Rubroshorea leprosula, 1145 nucleotides. The record is from the annotation of a GenBank genome assembly. Lineage: Eukaryota; Viridiplantae; Streptophyta; Magnoliopsida; Malvales; Dipterocarpaceae.
UCCUUCUCAGCCAGUAGCCAUCUUUUUCCUCCUUCUCCGAUCACCAUCACCACCAUCAUCUUAUCGAUUUCAUCAUCACCACAGCCGGCAACCACCUCCCUCCUUCGUCACAGUCGGCAACCACCUCACUUCUCCAAACCCGCUGGCAAUUGAACUCCUUUUCCAUGCCCAAAAAUUCUUGGGUUUUCUCUUCCCCUUCCAUGCGACCCCUGGCUUCUGCCUCUUCCCUCGGUUUCCUUCUCUUCCUCAUGCAGCCCUCGAUUUCACCCUCGUCUUCCUAUUGCAGAGCAACCGGCAGCCAUCUCUCAAAAAGGAAGCCGGCGAUCCUCUUCCCCUUCUUCGGUUCCAUACCUUCUGAUCUCAUCAUCUCCAACUCCCUUCAAUGUCAAACCCACCUUCCGAGCUAUUUCUACAGCCAAGCACCCACCAUGCCGGCGAGUGAACAGCGGAACAGGGGUAAUUGAAGCUGGAUCUGUUGAUUGGUGAUGGAGGUGACGUUCACGCGAAGCUCCGGCGACUCGGCGAGAUUUCGAUAUCCCUGCGGCUGGACUAGAUUUGCAAAUCUAUGCCAGCUAUGGAUCACGAGUGGCCAAAAGGGUAAAGAUCGAAGAGGCCCAAAUUGCAUGUUGCAGAUUUUGGUAAAGAAGAAACCGAUUUGAAAGGCCCAAAAAUUGUGGAUCUAAAAGGCCCGAAGAGUUGAUUUCUGGAAUGUUCCUUUUAGGGUUUCUUUAUUUGGGUAUAAAUAGAGGGUUUUAGGUUAGAAAAGGAGAGGUCUCGGUUUUGGUUUUGGGUGUGGAGAACGGCGGCAGAAAAGGAGAGGAAUUUGGCUAGAAGGAGUCGGUGAUUCGGGAGAAGAUUUUGGUCUAUUUUGUAGGAAAUUUUCUUAACAGAGGAGUUUUUGUGGGAACGGUGGUGAAGGGGACGAUGGGAUCCUGGUCUCGUGGGUGGGAUCCCUCACAUCAGAUAUGGAUCUAUUUUCCUCAGAAAACUCUGCCGUGGGUGUUGCUUUGUUUGCUGAUUUCUCUUUCUGUAUUUUUCAUUUAGUCUUCAGUUUAAGAUUGUAUAUGUUUUGUUGAGAAAUGAAUGAAAGAUCAUAGAUAUUCCUGAUGAAUCUGUUCAUCUUUUCGCUGGAAAUGAGAUGUAUU